Messenger RNA from Delphinapterus leucas (beluga whale), 3888 nucleotides. The record is from RefSeq and is a predicted model, not a curated record. Lineage: Eukaryota; Metazoa; Chordata; Mammalia; Artiodactyla; Monodontidae.
AGCACCCCUGAGAGGGGGCCUGGGCAGCCAGAGGCAUCAGUGAUCCUUACAGCUGGCCAGUGUAUCCUGAGUGCUUCUGGAAAAGCAAGAGAAACAGUACUGACAGAGCCAGGUGAUGUGAACUCCUGCACAUGGGGUUUCUGAUAAGGCAUAAUCCUGCUUCUGAGACUGUUUCUCUUAUUUUGGUCUGUCAGACACUGUUUUGGGAGUGUUUCCUCAGUCUGUACCUACACUUGCAGGAGGGAGGAGCUGGUCCUGCUGUAUCUGCUCGUGAUUGAUGCCCAUCCUUUUUGGGGUGAGGGAACUUGGGAACAGGGAGUAUCCUAGUCAGGACAGAUCUUACUCUGGCAUGUGGGUUGCCCAGUGACUCCCCCUCCCCCUGCCGAAGCUGACCCCCUUUCUCUGAUCAGCUGCUCCUGACAAGCCUGGAGCACCAAGUGUUGUUCCCCAGGGUCCGAGCGUACAGUGUUUUUCUGAAGGUUGUCCCAUCCUCAGUGGUAAACACUGCUGUGUCAGGGUACUGCUCAGGGGCCACUUGGAGCACAUAGAUUUUUGCCAGCAGAAUUGUGAAGCUUUGCAUCGGGCUGCAAAACCAGGGCUUGAGCAAGCAGCUGGAGAGAGUCCAGGACUAGAGUGUUUUUGGGUUUGGGGGGUGGAGAGCAGAGGGAGGGAAAGGGAGGGGCAGGAGGGCAGAGCUACACAAGCAGGCAGUCUGCUGCUUUGGCUUUGCUGCCGGCAGAGAGGACUUCAGUUGUGCCUGAGGGCCGCUUGGCCACUAUUGCUGUAGACCGGAGGGCGCUGCCUCGCAACCCUGACUUACCGGCACUGCACCCGGACUGUUCCAAGUGGCUGUUGUGCUGUCUUUUCCCUGGGAGGCAAGUCUCCUCCCUGUCGUCCCCUCCUGCUCCUCCCCCGUUCUGUGAGGGAUGAUGCCGCUCUCUGUUGCACGGCUCAGCCGGCUGAUGUCACUGGCAGCGGGAAGCAUCAGCAGCCUGAUCACAUGCUGGCCCAGUCUGUAAUGCAGACGGGAUAGGGACUUCCAGGACUCUGAAGAAACAGUUACAAGCAGGAUGCUUUUCCCCACCUCUGCGCAAGAUUCUUCCCGUGGCCUCCCAGAUGCAAAUGACUUGUGCCUUGGCCUGCAGUCCCUCAGUCUCACAGGCUGGGACCGACCCUGGAGCACCCAGGACUCAGAUUCUUCAGCCCAGAGCGGCACACACUCAGUAUUGAGCAUGCUCCACAAUCCAUUGGGCAGUGUCCUGGGGAAACCCCCCUUGAGCUUCCUGCCUCUGGACCCCCUUGGAUCUGACUUGGUGGACAAGUUUCCAGCACCCUCCGUUAGAGGAUCCCGCCUGGACACCCGGCCCAUCCUGGACUCCCGUUCUAGCAGCCCCUCUGACUCAGACACCAGUGGCUUCAGCUCUGGAUCAGAUCAUCUCUCAGAUUUGAUUUCAAGCCUCCGAAUUUCUCCUCCCCUGCCCUUCCUGUCUCUGACGGGGGGUGGUCCCAGAGACCCUUUAAAGAUGGGGGUUGGGUCCCGGCUGGACCAAGAGCAAGCUGCUCUGGCUGCAGUCACGCCCUCCCCAACCAGCGCAUCAAAGAGAUGGCCAGGAGCUUCUGUGUGGCCGUCCUGGGACCUCCUUGAAGCCCCCAAAGACCCCUUCAGCAUAGAGAGAGAGGCCAGGCUACACAGGCAAGCUGCAGCUGUGAAUGAAGCCACCUGUACCUGGAGUGGCCAGCUUCCUCCCCGGAACUACAAGAACCCCAUCUACUCUUGCAAGGUGUUCCUAGGAGGUGUCCCUUGGGAUAUUACGGAAGCUGGAUUGGUUAACACCUUCCGUGUUUUUGGCUCUUUGAGUGUGGAGUGGCCUGGUAAGGAUGGCAAGCACCCCCGGUGUCCUCCCAAAGGGUAUGUAUAUCUGGUCUUCGAACUAGAGAAGUCUGUCCGGGCCUUGCUUCAGGCUUGCUCUCAUGACCCGCUGAGCCCAGAUGGCCUGAGUGAAUAUUACUUCAAGAUGUCCAGCCGGAGGAUGCGCUGCAAGGAGGUACAAGUGAUCCCCUGGGUCUUGGCCGACAGCAACUUUGUUCAGAGCCCAUCUCAGAGACUUGACCCCAGCAGGACGGUAUUUGUUGGUGCUCUGCACGGGAUGCUCAAUGCCGAGGCCCUGGCAGCCAUUCUGAACGACCUAUUUGGUGGUGUGGUGUAUGCUGGGAUUGACACAGAUAAGCACAAGUAUCCCAUUGGGUCUGGUCGCGUGACUUUCAAUAACCAACGUAGUUACCUGAAAGCAGUCAGUGCUGCUUUUGUGGAGAUCAAAACCACCAAGUUCACCAAGAAGGUUCAGAUUGACCCCUACUUAGAAGAUUCUCUGUGUCAUAUCUGCAGUUCUCAGCCUGGUCCUUUUUUCUGUCGAGAUCAGGUGUGCUUCAAGUACUUCUGCCGGAGCUGCUGGCACUGGCGGCACAGCAUGGAGGGCCUGCGCCAUCACAGCCCCCUGAUGCGGAACCAGAAGAACCGAGAUUCCAGCUAGAGGAGCUGGCCUUGCCCAGUGGCCUGUGGCGCCUGAGGCUGGCAGGUCAGGCAGUAGCCUGCACCACCCUGCUGCCACUGGCCACCGGGGAGCUGGCUUCCCGAGGACAAGGGAAAAUCGUAGUCACCUUUGCACUUGCUGAAUCUGUCUUUGUUUCUGCACUAAUUAAUGCACAAUGAGUUUUGUCGGAUUUUGUUUUCAGGGGGUGUACCAGGGCAAGGACCCUUAGGCUCACCCUCCAAGCGACUCUGUAGUUUUCCCAGAUUUUAGUUUCUCAUUUUGCCGAUGAAAAAGCAAAAAAGAACUACGUGUCCGGAAGGUAUUGACACGAUGCCUACAUCUAGGUUUAUUUAUUAAAAGCGCUUUUUUACAUUCCUUGCAAUACUGAUGGUGAUGAUGUGCAGGUCUCAUUGGUUUCAUUCUUGCAGUUGCCAUACAGUGCCUUUCCAUUUAUUUAACCCCCACCUGAACGGCAUAAACUGAGUGUUCAGCUGGUGUUUUUUACUGUAAACAACAAGGAGACUUUGCUCUUCAUUUAAACCAAAAUCAUAUUUCAUAUUUUACGCUCGAGGGUUUUUACCGGUUCCUUUUUACACUCCUUAAAACAGUUUUUAAGUCGUUUGGAACAAGAGAUUUUUUUUUCUUUCCUGGCAGCUUUUAACAUUAUAGCAAAUUUGUGUCUGGGGACUGCUGGUCACUGUUUCUCACAGUUGCAAAUCAAGGCAUUUGCAACCAAGAAAAAAAAAUUUUUUUGGAUUUGAAACUGGACCGGAUAAACGGUGUUUGAGUGGCUGCUGUAUAUAGUUUUAAAUGGUUUAUUGCACCUUCUUAAGUUGCACUUACUUGGGGGGGGAGGGUUGAUAGAAGUUUUUAAUCACAAAGUCACAGGACUUUUUUCUUUUGUAACUGAGCUAAAAAGGGCUGCUUUUUGGUGGGGGCAGAUGAAGGCUCACAGGAGCCCUUUCUCUCAGAGGGGACAAGUACCCUUCCCUUAUUUCUUUCAUUUGAGAAAUGUAUGAAGCAACAGUUGCAGUUGACUGAAAUGCUACUGGAAUUUGAAAACUUGACUUUUUCUUUUCUUUUCUUUUUUUUUUUUUUUUUAAAAAAAAAAAAACGACUUUCCCCUUUUUUUGGAUGUCUUUUUGCCAAAGAACCAGUGUCAUACCCCCCCCUCCUCCCUCCUGCUGAGCUGACGUUGCAUUGUUGCAUAUCCCAGCUACUCUGUGGGUUUUGUGAAGCUGUGUGUGAAGUCUCUACCUCAUUGUAGUAUAUGCAGGCAAGACUGCACUCUCCUACAGAUGUGUGGAGUAAGCUGUGGUGUAGUUUUUUUGGCACAUAAUAAACACGUUGCAGCAGA